GUUCAGUUUGUCUACCAUACACGUUCCGCAUACGGUUCAUGCGACUGUCGACGCCGUCAAGGUGAUCACUGGGACGCGUCUUCCGUCGCAGCCAAACAUGGCCUCGUCCCUUGGUACCGAAGACUCUUGUGAGCCGCCCAGCACCGGGCCCGGGACGGCUUAUGAUGAGAAGCACACGGUAGCAAGAUCUGGACGCCGUAAAAGACCCACUGUGCCACUCGAUCAGCGGAAGAGAGCGAAGAAAGCUUGCGAGCCUUGCCGUCGUGACAAACUCAGGUGUGAUGGACGAAGCCCUUGCAGCAGAUGCUCAGGCAAUCAGAGGCAAUGUCUUUAUGCCAGUAGCAAAAUAUCGCCCGACAUGAACUCUGAAUCGGAUCGAAUCAACAGUGUCCAGCAAGCGCAGCAACAUAGUGCAGAAAAGCUGCGUCUCUUGGAGAGUAUUUUUGCCAAGCUCCACCCCGAUGUACGAACAGAUGAUUUGAAUGCGCUGCGGAACUAUGGCCCGACUAGUCCAGCUCAUCCAGAAUGUGUGACUCCCGAAGAAACGAGGCAUCAACCGCUAUACUUGAGCACCAGUUCUCAGCCCGACGUUGGUGACGGACUGGUGGACCUUGGCCGACACGAUGCUCUAGGUAGAACCCCGAUGCCUACGGCGACAAUCACUGUAAUCAAUCAGGGCAAGACUCAUUUCGAAGGUCGCUUUUCUUCGUGGACCUUUUUCAAAUCCGCCCGACAACUCGU
Cryphonectria parasitica EP155 is the source of this 741-nucleotide messenger RNA. RefSeq lists its product as uncharacterized. Gene Ontology annotation, biological process: regulation of DNA-templated transcription. The transcript has 3 exons. The annotation marks the transcript as partial. NCBI's taxonomy places the organism in Eukaryota, Fungi, Ascomycota, Sordariomycetes, Diaporthales, Cryphonectriaceae. The record is from RefSeq and is a predicted model, not a curated record. Gene Ontology annotation, molecular function: DNA-binding transcription factor activity, RNA polymerase II-specific; zinc ion binding.